Molecule: messenger RNA, 5470 nt
Organism: Esox lucius (northern pike)
Lineage: Eukaryota; Metazoa; Chordata; Actinopteri; Esociformes; Esocidae
Gene: chrd
Product: chordin
Exons: 22
Coding region: 624-4025 (1133 amino acids)
Molecular function (GO): protein binding
Source: RefSeq, a predicted model, not a curated record
UCUAAUAAAAGGCUGCUUUCCUUUCUAUUCUGUCUCUCUCUUUCUCCUAUCUGCUGUUCUCUCCCACUCUCUCUCCUUCCUGUCUUUUCUGCCAACCAACCUAGCACAGCACUCUUAACUUCGGACAGAAAAUGCAGAACAAUAAAAGCAACACUGGAGUACAGGAAUAUGGUAUGUCUCGCUGUAAAAUCUCCCCCACCUUCAAGCGGUGCCCUCUAUGAACAUGGUCUCAUCCAUCUGCCAGUGUGUUUGGAGGACAGCUUUGAUUUAUGAAAGAAGUGGAUCUUAAAUUUACCAGUUGGAUGUAUCGUGUCCUGUUGAUGAGAGUUCACUUUGAAAUCCACUUGAGAAGGAUAUCUUUGGACAGUACGGCUUCUACCAGUGUUUUUCUAAUGAGAGUGUGUGUCCUUUGUGUUCUUUUGGCUCUGCAAAUGAUGGUUAAUCCUAUACUGUGGCUGCAUCAACCACUAGAAUAUACUUGAUUUGGUGAUGGUCGUUUUACUUUUGAAUAAUGGACAAUGCUUGUUGCCUGUAGAAAUUGUAGUAUUUUCUCUCUGGUAAUGGUGAAAAAGACUGUAAAAAGGGUUGCAUGACAAUGGUGACAGGAUGACAUUGUGCUUCACAUGCAUUCUACCCAAAUCUUUAUAUGUAAAAUGUCACAGACACCAGUUCUUCAUGAUGUAAGACUGCAAGAGAACAACAAACCGCAGACUGAGAAGGAAAAAGAGGCAGAACAAGAAGAGGAUGACGAGAGAGAAGAAGAGGGUCAUCUUGAGUUGGGUGUGACCUCUUUAUGCCCGUCCUGUAAGCGUGGUUUUGACGUUGCCCUUCUCCUGCCCUGCUCCCACACCCUGUGCGGAAGCUGUGUAACGGCGGGCCAAAGGGCAAGGACUCCCUGUGGUGCCACCCGCUCUCCCAACCACCGCUUUCCCGGUCCCUAUCUUUGUGCAGUACUGUGCCCAUGCUGUCGCCACUCUGUGGAACUGCCGUGUUGGGAUUGGGCUUUUGCCACCUGCAGCUUGCCCCUAAAUCCGACCCUGACUCCAGAUUGGACAGCCAGUAGAGCUGAGGAUCUGACGCAAGGAGAGAUCGUGAAGGCUUCUUUACAGUUUUUACAGAAGGAGAAGGGGAAAAGGAGAAACCACUGCGAGUUUUGGAUGCUAACCCUCUACGGGAUGCGGACUCGCAGCGCACUGAGCGUCUUGAUGUGCGUGAUGAGCUGCGCAUGCCUGCACUCUGGGCUCGCGUCAAGAUUGAAGUCUCCAGCUCUGCCCAUCCAGUCAGAAAGGGAGCCUUUACCUUCCAAGGGAAUGUCAGGAUGUUCAUUUGGAGGGAGAUUCUUUUUGCUGGAGGACACGUGGCACCCAGACCUGGGGGAGCCAUUUGGGGUCAUGCACUGUGUUCAGUGUUACUGCGAGCCACAGAGGGGUCGUAAGGGGAAGGUGUUGGGCAAAGUGAGCUGUAAGAACAUAAAGCAGGACUGUCCUGAGCCCAGCUGUGAUGACCCCGUGCUGCUCCCGGGACAGUGUUGCAAGACCUGCCCCCAAGGUGAAGCGGACAGGAAGCAAGCGGAGGCAGUGUUUGACAGCUUCGAGUACUUCCAGGAGAAGGAGAAGGAGGAUGACCUACACAAGUCCUACAAUGACCGCUCAUACCUCAGCUCUGAGGACAUUUCCCCUGGGGAGAGCCGCACUGACUUUGUUGCAGUGUUGACGGGAGUUAAAGACUCCUGGCCAGCCAGGUCCAGUGGUGUGGCUCGAGCCCGAUUCUCCCUUACCCGAACCAGCCUGACCUUCUCCAUCACUUACCAGAGAUUUGCGCGUCCCAGCAGAGUUGUCUUCCUUGAUUCAGAUGGAAGCACAGCAUUUGAGUACAAGGUCCCUAAAGGACUGAAAGACAUGAUCUGUGGCGUGUGGAAGAAUCUUCCUAAAUCACACAUACGACAACUACAGGCAGAACAACUUCGUCUUACCAUGACCACUGUCGCUGGGAAACAGGAGGAGAUCGAGGGAAAGAUCAUCAAACACAGAGCGUUGUUCGCAGAGACGUUCAGUUCCACCCUGAUCUCGGAAAAGGAGCAUUCCGGGAUGGGAGGCAUCGCCAUGCUGACUCUGAGUGACACGGAGAACAAUCUGCACUUCAUCCUCAUUCUGCAGGGACUGAUUGAACCCAGUGAGAGUGACACUCCCCUGGUGCCCAUCAGGGUACGACUGCAGUACCGCCAACACGUCCUGAGAGAGAUCCGUGCCAACAUCACUGCACAUGACCCAGACUUUGCAGAAGUGCUGAUGGACCUGAACAGUCGGGAGCUCUUCUGGUUGUCAAAGGGACAGCUGGAGAUCACUGUGGAGACCGUGGGCCAGGAUCCGCGACACAUCUCUGGCUUCAUCACUGGCAGGAAGUCAUGUGACACCAUCCAGAGCGUCAUGUCCAGUGGUGAUGCUCUGAGUCCUGGAAAGACCGGUGGCAUGGGGUCAGCGGUCUUCAAUCUCCAUGACAACGGCACCCUAGACUACCAGGUCCAGGUCGUAGGCGUAUCCAGCGAGGUGGUGGGGUUGACCAUCGAGGUGAAGCCUCGGCGGCGCAGCAAGCGCUCAGUGCUGUACGACCUGACCCCGGAGUUCCACGGGCCCAGUGGGCGGGCUGUGGGGAGCUGGAGUCGGCUGGAGGCGCGCCACAUCCACAUGCUGCUUCAGAACGAGCUGUUCGUCAACGUGGCCACUGCACACAGCCAGGACGGGGAGCUGCGCGGACAAAUCAAAGCUUUGUUCUACAGCGGCCUGGAGGCUCCCAGACAUGAGAUCCCUGUCCCUCUGGCUGGCCAGUUUGUGUCCCCCCCGGUCCGGACUGGUGCUGGGGGCCACGCCUGGGUGUCAGUGGACGAACGCUGCCAUCUCCACUAUGAGAUUGUGGUGGCAGGCCUCAGCAAAGCGGAUGACCUCACAGUCAGCGCACACCUUCACGGAUUGGCCGAGAUCGGAGAGCUGGACGAGACCAGCAUCAAUCACAAGAGACUGCUGACCGGUUUCUAUGGCGCGCAGGCCCAGGGUGUGUUGAAGGACAUCAGUGCAGAGCUGCUCCGUCACCUGGACAGAGGCACAGCCUUCAUCCAGGUCAGCACCAAGGUCAACCCCCGAGGAGAGAUACGUGGAAGGGUCCAUGUGCCUAAUAACUGUGAGUUCGGGACCAGGAGUGAGGUGGACGAGACGGAGUUCGAUGCCAUGUUUAUACGUGACCCUGAGGAGUUGAAGAAAGACCCCCACACCUGUUUCUUUGAGGGUCAACACUACGCCCACGGGUCACGAUGGACCCCGAACUACAACAACUGUUUCACCUGCAGCUGUCAGAAGCGCACAGUGAUCUGUGACCCAAUCAUCUGUCCGGUUCUCACCUGCUCACGGACUAUCCAGCCAGAGGACAGGUGCUGUCCCGUGUGUGAUGAGAGAAAAGAACCCAAGGACGUGAAGGCUCCAGAGAGGCUAGACGAGCAUCCAGAAGGUUGUUACUUUGAGGGGGACCAGAAAAUGCAUGCCCCUGGGACGACGUGGCAUCCAUUUGUCCCCCCGUUUGGCUACAUCAAGUGUGCUGUCUGCACCUGCAAGGGGGCGACUGGCGAGGUACACUGUGAGAAGGUAACGUGUCCAGCCCUGAAAUGUAGUCGUCCAGUACGCCGUAGCCCCUCGGACUGCUGCAAAGAGUGCCCGGGUGACCACAGCCCCCCCGCGGAGCACGCCGAUAUGAUGCAGGCUGAUGGGACGCGCCACUGCAAGUUCGGGAAGAACUACUACCAGAACAGCGACAACUGGCACCCCCGCGUGCCUCUGGUGGGGGAGAUGAAGUGCAUCACCUGCUGGUGUGACCAUGGUGUGACCAAGUGUCAGAGGAAGCAAUGUCCAAUCCUGACCUGCAGUAACAUCAUCCGGAGAGAAGGCCACUGCUGUCCCGAGUGCCAAGACUCCAAAGAGGAAGAGGAAGAGUUGAUCAAAGGUCUGGAAAAGAAGAAGAGCUGGAGACCCCCACACUGAGCUGAGAACCCCACCACAAAACGACCUUCCCUACCUACCUACCUACCUACCUACCUACCCCUCAUGGGCUGGCCUGGACCUGCACACUGGGUCACCUAACACCCUGAAAACCUGGACGAUAUAACCCUUGACCCUCCCAUACCCACAACUUCGGGCCUGUUUACAUUAUGAGAGAGAGAAUAAAAGGCUAGAUAGAUUUAUCGUAGUUUGCAUAAUAAUUUCCAUAGAGUUAGAAUUUACACCACCACGUGCCCACCACGUGCCACACGCGGUUGUCAGUCGCAAGAAAAUCAAGAAAAAUGCGUUUUCGCAGCACAGAAACCUGAAACAGUACCAAAAUAAUCUUCCCAAUUGCAAAACUCCAGAAGGUGAUGUCUCGAGCUAUCGAUAUGUGCAAGUUUACACAACAAAACAAUCUAGCGUCCCGAGUCUUCUUCACUAUGUCUCGGGAAAUGUUGCGUAGUCUAAACAAGCCCUAAAUCAGCCUCUGGAUUGUAAUGAACAAGGAAAUGCAGAGGAAGAGGAACCUCCAGGUGUCUUGGAGGGCCUGAGACCAGACAGUCCACAAAGACUAACUAAAAUAAUGGAACCAAACCAGAUAUGAAGUGGACCAACCAGAACUGUUACAGCUCUCUUUUGACUUUAGUUAUGCUUUUUUCUUCUUUGCUUCCUCUUGAUAAUGCUUGCCCUUUCAAAUAGCAGUAUACUGUACAAGGUCUACAGACACAUACACACAUAUACACACACACAAACACACACCAGACACUAUUUGUUGUUUUGUUGUUAAAAUUAAUGUGUUGCAUGUCAGAUUGAGUUUCAUUGUACAUGGUUUGUACUGAUUGAUUUGACUGGAUUUAUUUCUGAAAUUCAGAUAUAAAUGUUUGUGUGUGUGUUUGUGUGUAUAUUUUUCAAAGAUUUGAUGGUGUUUACUGAUAGAUAUGAUUGACAGGACUUUUUGAAGUUCUGCCCUAAGUGUGUGUUUGAGUUUUCCAGUGGUAAAAAGCCUUGCUAAACAGAGAUGCAAACAUACCAUGCAAUAAACUUACUGGGUGGCUAGAUGGAAACACACACACACACACAAAACCUAGGCUGUGCAUCAGUGACUAUCUCAUAAACCAGCACCACACGUAUUUCCUUUCAAGCUGUCCAGUCAGUGUGGCAGAACAUUGCACUGGCAAAAGCACAUCACAUCCUAGAAUCUGUUUCAAUCGCUUGUUGAGGAGACUUGAAAAUAACUUCACAUAAACUGGUGGACACGAUCAAACUUUACAGAGACACUAAUUUUGGCUUCAUGUCCAGCUCUCUGUCUGGUACCAGUCAUCUAUUGCACCUCUAUCUGGUUGGCUGUUCUUUAUUUUGGUAAUAUGUAUUAUUUUAUAAUAAGUUGUAUUAGUGUUGAUGUUAUUAUGAAUCUUGUUUGUAUUUUGUAUUUAUUGAACGUGUGA